GCGCGCCGCUGUCAGUCGUGUUUGGAUAUCGGAGGUACGCGCGUGUCGCGGUUUCGCUCGGAGGCGUUUUGAUAUGAGCCCGCUCACCCGCGUUCGCGGCCGUUUGUGUAACCUUGUGUUUGCCAAAAUCACGCCAUGACACAAGAGGAGCUUUGCACUCGGCUCGACUACGAGCUCCAGUCCUCCUCCGGAAAUGCUUCCGACGAAGACAGUGUUAUCAUCAGAAAGGAACGCGCGAGUGUUAGAGAUAUGAUUCUACGCUUUGAAAGGACUAAUAUCAAUAACCUCGGUGAUUCUAGAGAGUCGUUGGAAAAGUGUAAAGAACCAUUGGGAAGUUUGACAAGUGUAGUUAAUCCUAUUCAAUCGCAUUUUCAGCAUUUGUAUCCAGUGACAAAGUCCCAAGAUAGAAAUUCGAAUAUAUCAGUGAAUUCAAUUUUAUCUAAUGCUUCAGAACAUAGUUAUGAAUCUAGUUCGUCAGGUUUUAUCUCUGAUAGGAAAUCUGCAGUAGAUGUCCUCGUGCCCCACAGACCCGCUCCACCACCUCCGGAUCAGUUCAAGGAUAGCACUUCACCAAAAAGCAAAUCCCCUGUACCAGAGGAGGAGGAAGUCACGUUUAGGGAAAGACGGUAUUCCUUUACUACGCCAAGUUCAUCACCUAUAGUCACGCGACGAUCUCGACAGCCGCCAGUGAUCAGGAGGAAAUCUAAUGCAGGUCAAGGACAUCCCGGAGAAAGACAUUGGUCUUACGGCGUGAAGCAAAGUGACUUAGAGAAGCUACUGAGACUUAAACGUUCUGAUCCCUCUGAUAACGAGGAAGAGGUACCUUGUCAAGAGACCAUCCCCGGCUCAUCAGAUGAUGACAGCAGCAGUGACAGCAGUGAAUCAAGUGAGAAUUUGAGUAAUGGAAAGGAAUACAUACUUAAUAUAGAUGACAGUGCAGUGGAUGCAUUGUCCACUGAUCAAUCAACGGACACGUUGAUACACGAAGAAAAUAGUGAUGAGCAAAGUGAACGAGGAGACGAUGGAUCAGUCUCCUCUGGUGAUCGUGUUAAUUAUGACAAUGUUAGUAUUAAAUCGAUAUCGUCAUUCGAUAUGGUUCCAUACCAAAAAUAUGAUAGUAUUACAGUUUCUUCCGAUGAGUUUGGUUCCGAGGUGUGCCACGCACCGGACACAGAGUUUCUUACUGUGAGUGCAGUGAACGAGUGGUGUAUUUCCAAGUCUACGGAACCGGUAUUGAUGCCGGUGGAAUCGAAAAAGGAGAAAUAUCGCAGACGUCUCACGGAACGAGUGAACGAGUUGAUACACACCGAGAACGUUUACGUGGAACGAUUACGGCACGUCGUCGAUGACUACAUCCCCAACAUGAGCCGAACUGAUCUGUCACCAAACUUCAGGGCACUGAAGCCCGAAAUCUUCGGAAACAUCGAGAAAAUAUUCCGGUUUCAUUCCGAAGAGUUCCUACCAGCCUUGAGGGACUGCGAAAAUGAUCUCAGAAAGUUGGGCCAGUGUUUCAGAAGAUUUGAAAAAAGGUUCAAUAUGUACGUUAUGUACUCUAGGAAUAAUAAGAGAGCGACGAGACUGGUGUUCGAACACAAACACUUUUUCCAGGAAAUCCAAUUAGAAUUAGGUGAUCGAUUAGAUCUAUCAAGUUACCUUCUCGAGCCAGUUCAGAGGAUACCGAGAUACAAACUGUUUUUGGCAGAUUUAGUUAAAACUUACACUAGUUAUGAAAAUGAAAGGUGCGAGUCCGAUUCGAGGAUAUCAAAACUAAGUGUGGACAGCGACGAGACUGGCGGCAGCAACGGAGAGUCCUCGGAUAACGACGAGACUCCAUUGGAAAGUUUGAAGUUGGCCAAAACUAUGAUUGAGUGUGUAUUAACAGCGGUCGACGAAAUAAUGGCGCUGGAGAAUAUCACCGACUGUCCGCUAUAUUUGAACUUGCUGAACCAAGGCCGGUUGUUACGCCAAAACGAGUUCUAUGCGAUGGACACGGCGCGCCGCCGCAGACAGCUAAUGAGGAUAUUCCUCUUCGACAAGCUCGUACUCAUCACCAUUGUGUACAGAAAGCAACCGAGGAUAGAGUGUUUUGUUUACAAGGACCACAUAUCGGUCGACGAUUUGGGGAUAACGGCGAAGGAGCACGACCAACACAAGUUCACGAUAUGGUACAAGAAGAGGAACCUCAAGUCUUACAAGUUGGAGACGUACGAGCCCACGGUGAGGCACGCCUGGGUCGAGGACAUCACCUCGUUGCUAUGGGAACAAGCCAUGCAGAAGAAAGAACUCCUUCAGCAGCAGAGAAACAAGAGGAUAUCGAUGGUUUCCAUGAACAGUGAAGAAUCGACAGAGUCCGAGAGAAAUGAUGACAAAUAUAAUUCAUUGCGAGGAGUGCCAGGGGAAGUCAAGAGGUUCGGAGAUAAGAAAGUGCGACGGACCACUUGGUACUGCGAGUGACCAGACAGCUUCUCUCACUACUGGUACUAACUCUCCGACACGGCACUAUCUGUGUGUGUUUUAAAGCAAGCGUUGCUCAAUGAUAUAUGAACAAAUAUUUAUGUAGUUACUAUAAUAUUAUCAGAAGUUUAGGAAGGAAAUAUAUGAAUGUUCUGAUUGACUGAUGCGUAUACCAUUGAAUUCUUGUACUCGGAAUAACGAAUUAAAUCAACAUGAAUUUGCUACUUAAUUAUUGUUACUUAUCUACUAAAGUUUUAAUUUGUUGUUUCUUCGAUUAAUAAUUGAACUAAAGUUACUAAAGAAUUAAUUCAAAGUCAGAGUACAUGAAUAAAAUUUUAUGUUAUAGUAAGGCGAUACAUCCAAAGAAAUAUGUUACGGCUAGAUAAAUAAAAGUUCUAAAAUGGUUACUUAAGAUUUAUUGAAAACAGCAUUAUGCGAGCAGAACUCUUCAGGAUAUAAGAUAUAGAUAAAACAUCGCAAUAGAAAUUUUACGAUAUGUACGAGAAAUGUGAUAAAACGUUAUUCGAAAAUGUAUUAUACUUUAUGUUAUUAUGGUAAUUUCAGUCAUUAUUUUAUGGGACGUAUAUUGUUACAGUGUUAUUUAGUGUUAUCCCUUUUGUAAAUAAGUAUUAUUGUAUCAAUAAAUAAAAGUAUAUCGUCCGAUGUAAAGUGAA
Trichoplusia ni (cabbage looper) is the source of this 3128-nucleotide messenger RNA. Its product is annotated as triple functional domain protein-like. NCBI's taxonomy places the organism in Eukaryota, Metazoa, Arthropoda, Insecta, Lepidoptera, Noctuidae. Bases 136 to 2454 code for a protein of 772 amino acids. Gene Ontology annotation, molecular function: guanyl-nucleotide exchange factor activity. The transcript has 8 exons. The record is from RefSeq and is a predicted model, not a curated record.